GAGGAAGAGGUUAGCAUGUCGUUAGCUGUUAGCCUUGCAGCAUUCCAUUGUCACAGACAACAUGCUAGCUGAGUAACAAGGAUGGAAACGGUAAAAAAAAAAAAAAAAAUCUGCCAAAUUAAAAAUAUCGGAAGUCAUCUGCGCCCUCAUUCCGCAUCCAAUGUAAUAACAGUACUCAGUGAAAUGAGCCCUGCUGUUUACACGCAGGGGACUGCUGUUGGUGUGUUAGCAUGCUAAUGCUAGCCAGUGCUGCUACUAGCUUUAGCCGGAGGAGCCCCACUUCCCGGCUGCUGUAGCAGGAGCUGCCUGCUAGUUAGCGCGUUAGCAUCAGCUCCCCCUCCUCCCCCUGGUUGCAACACCGCUAGGAAUCUCAAAAUGUCUUCUGACACUCAUUUUGUUUCCAUCUGUGCGGUCAGACGGAGGCAGCAGGCGGUGGCAGAGAAGUGUGACGGACACAGCACCGCUCGGCUCGGCACGACACAGCAACUUAUAUUAGACUUAACCCAUUUAUCAGGCGCAUGCGUGGGCGGCGUGCACGCGGGCAGACUGAAACCGAUUUACAGCGUUUACUGUGAAAAAAAACACAUCACGGGCCGCUGUGACGGUGCACCAGUGACAUGUUCACGAGCAGGGGACGCUGUUUAACCACAGCACUCUGAUACUCCAUCAGCCCAGCACGACACGGGCUCCAGUUCUCCUACACUGGUGGAGGAGAAGGUUUUAAACUUGCACCAACUGAGCUGCCUGCAAUUCUGCCAGCAUCCAGCAGGGGCAGCAGGGAGUCAGUCCCCAUAGACUUCUGUGUUUAAACUUGGAGCAGAAACAAACAUGUUUACGGCCGGAUACACAAACUGUUUGGUCUCAUAACACCUGUACGGGGGAGCAUGUUGUUACAACUCACCUGUUUAAGUUGUAUUAAGCCUUAAAGGUUCUAUUUUAGGGGCGUGGCCUCUUUGACUGACAGGUGGAUGGUGACACCUGUAGUUGCUAGCUUCACCUGAACGGGACCUCUGGGCCUGUUUGUGCUGGUGGAGCAUGUAUAAUGACGUCAUGUGGCCAAUACCAUGGCUGCUGUGAGGUCACUGUACUAACAGGCUGAGCUCCAAGUUUACCGAGUGAAACUCUGGGAUUUUGUCUAAUUAGCAGGUGUGUGUGUGUGUGAGGGAGCUGCUGAUCGAUACACAUUUAACACAUCUUUAAAAAUUAUGCGUGUUUAGCUUUAAUCGUGAUUUAUCUCUGAGGUAUGGGGCAGGUAGUGUGGAGCUCAGGUGAGUCAGCUGCUGGGAGAAACAGGUGUGCACACACAGGGUUACCUGAUUGGUUGAUGGACAGGUGCGGAGUUCAGGUGUUGGUAGACUUUAAACUUUCCACUCAUGUGUAAAUCAUUUCCUUUUUCCUGCUUUCUGUUUACCUGAAACAACCUGCUUGUUGCCUCGAGCUGAGUCCUUAAUGUUUGUGCAUGACACGCUUAGUGGGCGGAGCUGAACUGGUGGAAUGCAGGACGCUGCCUGUCAGAAAUCUUCACACCAAAGUCCACCUGCUAAUCAGGGACACGCCCACUGAGGGUGACUGCAGGUGUGCUUUGAGUGCUCAGCUGUUCGUGUGCAGGGACAGAAACACUCUUGUUUUCACUGAGGUGCAGUUUGUGUUCGUAUCAUAGCAGCCAGAGUUCAGCAGAACGCUGUCUGAUUGACUCCGCCCACCAUGAACCCUCUAAACCAGAUGAAGGCUGGACUAGCCAACAACCCACACAGUGACGGCUCGUACCCCUACGACCCCUCCAGCUGGCAGCAGCCCACCAAUCAGCCCACAGGAUCGCUCUCCGUGGUCACAACUGUCUGGGGAGUCACCAACCCCUCGGCCAGCCAGGGUCUUGGUGGAGGCGUGAUGGGGCCCGGGGCCAACCCAGGCGGGGGUCCUAUGAUGCAGGGCCCCGGGGGGUCGGGCAUGGCCGGCGGGCCCGGAGGCUACAUGGGCCAGCAGGGCUAUGGAGAGCCCAGCAAAGGCUACAUGACCCAGGGCAUGUACGGCCGUACGGGCGGGGCCUACACAGGAGGACCGGGCGGGUACACAGGGAGCUAUCCGUCGAACCCCGGAGGCUCCCGAGGCUCCGCUGACUUCACUCAGGCUGCCGCUGCCGCCGCCGUUGCUGCUGCUGCUGCCACGGCAACCGCCACUGCUACAGCAACCGUCGCCGCCAUCCAGGAGAAACAAAACCAGGAGAUGAACUAUGGACAGAUGGGUGGUCCAGCCUACAAUAACCAGUUCAUGGCCCACUCCGGCCCCCGCGGCCCUCCUGGCAUGGCUCCUGGAGGUAUGGGCCCAGGUCCAGGCCCCGCCAGAGGUCCCCCUUCAAUGGGCCCCAUGUACGGACCAGGAGGGGGCCCGCAGAGGGUCCCCCAGCACCCAAACUACGGCCCUGGACCACAGCAGGGACACCUGAGGCCCCCGCAGGGCCUCAAACGACCAUACAGCUCAGAGUCCUUCCCGGGAAUGUCCCAGCAGUACGGCGUUCCCGUCGGUUCCAGUGUGAACGUCAUGCCGGGUCCCGGAGGUGGCGGUGGAUCCAUGCCUGGUUCAGCUGGAGGCGGUCACGGUGGCCCCUACUCGGGCCCCAACAUGCAGUACCACCCAGGUCCCGCUGGUCCAGGUCCCGCCCCACCACGGUCUGGCUCCUCCCCCUCCUAUCAGAGCCAUAAAAUGCCCCUCCCACCUCAGUACCCCCCCUCUGGACCCCCCAGUUCGCAGUACUACAAGCAGGACCAGUUUAACGGGCAGGGCGGCUUAAACACUCUGACAGCAGGGGGCGCCGGAGGAGUGUACAACUCCUUCAACCAGCCAUCAGGGCCGGGGCGAGGGUUGCCAGGUUACCCCUCUUCUCCGGUUCCGGGAAACCCAACACCUCCCGUCACCCCCAGCAGCUCCAUGGCUCCGCCCUACAUGUCGCCUGGCAGCGGUGACGUCAAGCCGACGCCUUCUCCCUUCCUGCCUGACAUCAAACCCAACAUAGCUGGCCUGGCCCCUCCCCCGCCGACAGGUAACCCUAGCGACGACCUGCGGCUGACCUUCCCAGUGAGAGAUGGCGUGGUCCUGGAGCCCUUCAGAUUAGAGCACAACCUGGCCGUCAGCAACCACGUCUUCCAGCUGAGAGAGUCCGUCUACAAAACACUCAUCAUGAGGCCUGACCUGGAGCUCCAGUUUAAGUGUUACCACCACGAGGAUCGACAGAUGAACACCAACUGGCCCGCCUCUGUCCAGGUGAGCGUGAACGCGACUCCUCUCACCAUCGAGCGAGGCGACAACAAAACUUCCCAUAAACCUUUGUACCUGAAACACGUGUGUCAGCCGGGCAGGAACACCAUCCAGAUCACCGUCACCGCCUGCUGCUGCUCUCACCUGUUCGUCCUCCAGCUGGUUCACCGUCCAUCGGUGCGAUCGGUGCUGCAGGGACUGAUGAAGAAGAGGCUGCUUCCUGCAGAGCUCUGCGUCACCAAGAUAAAGAGGAACUUCAGCAGCGGCUCCAUCCCCGGGACGCCCGGGUUAAACGGCGAGGACGGCGUGGAGCAGACCGCCAUCAGGGUCUCGCUAAAGUGUCCCAUCACGUUCCGACGCAUCCAGCUGCCCGCCAGAGGCCAUGACUGCAGACACAUACAGUGUUUCGAUCUGGAGUCGUACCUGCAACUCAACUGUGAGCGAGGAACCUGGAGGUGUCCUGUGUGCAAUAAGACGGCUCUGUUGGAGGGUCUGGAGGUGGACCAGUACAUGCUGGGAAUCCUGAUCUACGUGCAGAACUCGGAGUACGAGGAGAUCACCAUCGACCCGGUGUGCAGCUGGAAGCCCGUCCCCGUGAAGCCCGACCUCCACGUGAAGGAGGAGCCCGACGGCCCCGUGCUGAAGCGUUGCCGGACGCUCAGCCCCAGUCACAUGGUCAUGCCCAACGUCAUGGAGAUGAUCGCCUCGCUCGGCCCAACCCCUUCCUCCUCCUCGUCCUCCUCCACCUCGGCAGUUCCCCCCUCCUCUUCCUCCUCAUCCCCAAUGCCCUACCCCUCCAUACCCGGGGGGGGCGGCGGCAGCAACAGCAGCACGACACCUGAGUACCCCGGACCCGGAUCAGCUCCGUCCUUCCCCACGCUGUCGGCUCCGUUCUCCGACUUCAGCGGUCCGGGGACGCCCAGCAUCGGCGGCGACUUCUCCUCGCCCGGCCCCCCGCCCCUGUCCUACCAGUCGGAGCUCUCCAGCGCCCUCCUCACCGCUGACAAACCCCCCCCUCACCCGCUGGCUGGACAGAUGCCAGGCUCAGGCCGUAUGGACUCAACUUCCCAUGGUGCUCCUCUCCAGCAGCACCAGCAGCAGUCGCAGGGUCUCCAUGGCAACUCGCAAAUGGGGGGUGGCAACCAGAUGAUGCAGCGUAGCAACCAGAAUCCCCGUCUCCAAGGCGACGGCUCCUUUGGACUCGGGGGCCCGGCGGAUGUUCCGGAAACUUCUCUUGACUUGCUUCCUGAGUUGACCAACCCGGACGAGUUGCUGUCCUACCUCGGCCCUCCGGACCUGCCGAGCAACAACAACGACGACCUGCUGUCGCUGUUUGAGAACAACUGAAGCGCUCGCACGGCUCCGGGGUCGGCCACGCCGAGACGUCACGGCAAAAUCCGAACUUUAUUUUUUAUCCUCGCCGCCAACAUGGCACCGUCUGCACAGGAAGGGGCGGACCGUGAGGAGGAAGGAAAACAAAAUGGCGACUUUUGAAUCUAAAAAAUCUCUUUGUGUGAUUAUGAACUCCAUGGUAACUUUAUUUUAUUGUUUUUAAUUGUGUUUCGAUGCUUCAUCCUUCAUUCCCUGUCAGUUCAAAGAGGCGCCACAGCGCUGCUUUCACGUACCUGCCCCGCCCACAGCGAUGUCACCCAGUCGCUCUUCGUGUAACAGCACAACACUGAUUGGCUGUCAGUGUUUUGGCUCAGCCCGUGAUUCAGGUUAUUCCAGUGCGGCUGGCGUCCUUUGCGGUUCCAGCUGUUGGUGGGUGUGAAACCCGUGAAGGCAGCAGUGUGGCGCGUCACAGCCGGGAGUUUCGGUGCAAAGAUGGCUGCAGACGAGCUGUAAGCGGCGUCUUUUCCCACGGACACGCUUUCCUUUCUCACUGGAGAUGCUGAGGGGUCCACGCCCGGCCCCGGCGUGCAACACGGACCUCCUGAUGACCAAUCAGAGAGAGGCAACACGGGCGGCUGUAGCUGCUCAGCCUCCUCCCCUCAUGUUAUGAGGGUUUUUUGUAAGCGGGCUGGUUGACCUUUGACCUGGCUGCGGUCUGCACAUGUGGCUUACUCACAUCUGGGCUGAAGCUGCAGUGACAAACGCUGGUUCAUCUUCAUCAUCAUCCUGUGUUGUUGUAUAGUGACUUAGAGUCCAACAGUUGUGGUGUCUCCAUGGAAACCUGUACACGAUGAUUCAGUAACGAUGCUCAUAACAUAAAGUUUGUAAUUUAAUAAACAGACACUGGAAAGACACGCA
Molecule: messenger RNA, 5502 nt
Organism: Maylandia zebra (zebra mbuna)
Lineage: Eukaryota; Metazoa; Chordata; Actinopteri; Cichliformes; Cichlidae
Product: zinc finger MIZ domain-containing protein 2
Biological process (GO): protein sumoylation; regulation of transcription by RNA polymerase II
Cellular component (GO): chromatin
Molecular function (GO): SUMO ligase activity; zinc ion binding
Source: RefSeq, a predicted model, not a curated record